AUGGCUAGCCUCGACCUCCGCUUGCCCGAACCCUUCGCUAGUAUCCCGAGGGAAUCCUUCCUAUUUGGACCCUCACCUAUCCAGCAUCUGCCGCGGAUAUCCGCCGCGCUGGGUGGUAAAGUGAACGUUUAUGCCAAGCGCGAUGACUGUAAUUCUGGACUUGCAUACGGCGGGAAUAAGACACGGAAGCUUGAGUAUCUCGCCGCAGAGGCCCUAGCCCAAGGUGCCGACACUCUCGUCUCUAUCGGUGGCGUUCAGUCGAACCAUACCCGACAAGUCGCCGCCGUAGCCACUGCACUAGGUCUCCAAUGUGCUCUGGUGCAAGAGCACUGGGUAGAUCUUCCUCCUGGAUCCCCAGAUGAAAUCCUCUACAGCUCCGUCGGCAACAUCCAACUCUCGCGGCUCAUGGGAGCAGAUGCGCGUCUCGAGCCCGCAACCACUUUCGGCAUCGAGCAUAAGCCCACGCUCGCACAGCUGCAGGCUGAACUUACGUCCGCUGGUCGCAAGCCCUAUUAUAUUCCGGCAGGAGCGUCAGACCACCCGUUAGGUGGCCUUGGUUUCGCGCGCUGGGCCUUUGAAGUCGAGGCGCAGGAACGCGCGACGGGCGUAUUUUUCGACACGGUAAUCGUGUGUGCGGUUACAGGCUCUACGUUCGCAGGUAUAGUAGCUGGGUUCAAACUUGCGCAGAAGAAACUCGGUUCCAAGAAACGGCGUGUAAUUGGAAUUGAUGCGUCUGCCAAGGUGAAGCAGACUUUCGACCAAGUAUUGCGGAUAGCUAAAGCGACAGCUGUGAAGAUCGGAUUAGAGGAGAGCGAUAUUACGGAAGAAGAUAUUGAAUUGGAUGAUAGGUAUCAUGCUGGCGUGUACGGAAUCGCGGACGAGCAGACGUUGGAUGCGAUCCGGUUUGGUGCCAAGACCGAGGCUUUCAUUACGGAUCCCGUAUAUGAAGGGAAAAGUCUGGCAGGCAUGAUGGAUUUAAUUCGGAAGGGAGAAAUAGGAGAAGGGAGUAACGUGUUAUAUGCACAUCUCGGAGGGCAGUUGGCGUUAAACGCUUAUCCCUCUAUUGGUCUUUAG
Messenger RNA from Daldinia childiae, 1074 nucleotides. Its product is annotated as putative 1-aminocyclopropane-1-carboxylate deaminase. NCBI's taxonomy places the organism in Eukaryota, Fungi, Ascomycota, Sordariomycetes, Xylariales, Hypoxylaceae. Gene Ontology annotation, biological process: amine catabolic process. Gene Ontology annotation, molecular function: pyridoxal phosphate binding; D-cysteine desulfhydrase activity; 1-aminocyclopropane-1-carboxylate deaminase activity. The transcript has 2 exons. The record is from RefSeq and is a predicted model, not a curated record. The coding region runs from base 1 to 1074 and encodes 357 amino acids.